GUAGCUAGCUACCAAAUACUCUUCAUUACCAAAUAGAAAACAUGAAAAAACCUUCCUCAUCACUCCUCCUCCUCCAUCUCCUCCUUUUCAUAACCACCUCACUCCCCCUUCAAAUUUCCUCAUCUCCAGACCAUUACAUAAGAAAAUCCUCUUCCACGUCAUCAUCACCAAAUCCUCUCCAAUACCGAAAAUACUUCGAGUUAAUUCACCCCUUACCGUCCGAUCACUCAUCUCCAUCAUGCACUCUCCACGUCAUCCGCCACACAUUCGGAAACACAAUCAACCAACCACCGUACUCCAUCCCCUACUCUCCGCCUUCCAACUGCUCCUCCACCUGGCGCCACGUCACUCUCGAGCUCCGCACCAGCUCAAUCGGUAACCAGUACGAUCGCAUCUCCGCCUUAUGGCUCGGCGGCGCUGAGCUUCUCCGUACAAGCACCGCUGAACCAACCGAAGACGGCGUUUACUGAUCGGUGAGAAAAGAUAUCACUCGUUACUCUUCUCUUCUUAAACAGAAUGACCUCAACUUCACUCUCAUGCUUGAGAAUAUCGUUAACGACGUCUUCACCGCUGUUUACCGCGUCGACGUCACGCUCUUCUUCUACGAAACAGUUAGUCUUCCGCCUCCGUUGCUACUUAAUAAUCAUUUAGCUCUUCCUAAUGCUUUACCGUUUAAGUCUAAAGUAGACUAUGAAACACCGUCGGAUCUGAUAAUUCCGAUAUCGGCGUUUCGAAACGAGAGAGGUCACUGGUUUAGAAUAGAAGACGAGUCAGAUGUUCAUUAUACGAAACUUAGAAUCCCUAGAAACACAUACAAAGUCGUUUUGGAGCUGUACGUGUCGUUUCAUGGAAACGAUGAGUUUUGGUAUUCGAAUCCGUCGAAUGCUUACAUUAGAAUGAAUAAUCUAACUACUACACGAGGAAAUGGUGCGUUUAGAGAGGUUUUUGUCACGAUCGACGGAAUGUUUGUCGAUUCCGAAAUUCCGUUUCCGGUGAUCUUCACCGGCGGAAUUAAUCCGUUAUUUUGGGAGCCAACGGUUGCUAUAGGUGCGUUUGAUUUACCGACUUAUGAUUUUGAUUUAACUCCGUUUCUAGGUAUGUUAUUAGACGGUAAGGAUCAUGUGAUCGGUUUAGGUGUUGGUAGUAGCAUUUCGUAUUGGCUUGUUGAUGGAAAUUUGCAUCUCUGGUUAGAUAAAUCUGCUGCUAGGGUUACUUCUAAGUCUGUCAUUUAUCAGAACCCUGGCUCGUCGAUUAAACAACAAGAGAGUUUCAGAAUGUUAGAUGGUUCGUUAGCCAUUAAAGGUAGAAGACAGAUGAAACUACUCGGUUGGGUUAAAUCCGGCAAGGGAAAUGUAACGGUUUCCGUUAGCCAUAGCUAUAAGUUUAAGAAUUUCAUAAGAUUUACGAAACAGGGUACUUUUAAGCAAGUGAAACAAACAGUAACGUCGAGCCGAGAAGUUCGGAUUUUGGAUGAGUUAGGUUUUUUACUCAGUCUUGUUACUGUUAAAAGAAGGUAUCCUCUUAAGGUGGAUACUCUGGCUCUGCCUGGAGUAAAAGACGAUAUGUACAGGCUUUAUACUAAUGUUAGUCAUGCUAUGGUUGAUAAGAUUAGAGUUGGAACAGUAUCGAGCUCUGUUAAUAAUAAACAGAUUUGUAGUGGUUGGAUGGAUGUUAAGGAUCAUGAUGUUCUCUCGGGGAAAGCAUGGACGAACCAGACAUUGACGACUGUUGAUGACUUCGGCUGUUAUGUUCGAAGUAUUGUGGUGAUCGAUGGUAGUCUCUUGAAAGAUAAUUCAACUGAUAUCUGUCCCUCAGUUGUGUAACACUUGUGUAAACAAAUUGGUAAUGGUUGGAUGGAUUUUAGGGUCACAAUGUUAUUAGAGGGGAAGCAUGAACGAAUCAGACGUUUAUGACUCUGGUGUUUACGUUCGGAGUGUUGUAGUGGUUGAUGGUAGUCUCUUGAAAGAUAAUUCAACCGAUAGUUGCCCCCCCCCCCCCCCCCCCCCAUUUGUGUAACAGAUUGCUAACGGUUGGGUGCUGUUAAGGGUCACAAUGUUAUCUCGGGGAAAGCCCGGAUAAAGCUGACGUUAACAACUGUGGAUAACUCGCGUUGUUAUGUUUGAAGUGAUUGAUGGUAAUCUCUGGAAAGAUAAUUUAAUUGAUAUUUCUUCCUCAUUUGUGUAACAUUUGUUGUUUGUUGAUUUAAUUGUAGACUGUUCUUAAACUCAGUAGCAGUAGCAGUAGUGUUUGUUGCCAUUCUUUUGUUGCAGUAAUUCUUUUUUUUAAGAUUGUGUAGUCUUCUUUGAGAAUUGAGAUUAUAGUAUUAUUGGGCGUUUGUUUUGGUUAA
Molecule: messenger RNA, 2347 nt
Organism: Mercurialis annua (annual mercury)
Lineage: Eukaryota; Viridiplantae; Streptophyta; Magnoliopsida; Malpighiales; Euphorbiaceae
Product: peptide-N4-(N-acetyl-beta-glucosaminyl)asparagine amidase A
Exons: 1
Cellular component (GO): vacuole
Source: RefSeq, a predicted model, not a curated record